Molecule: messenger RNA, 2352 nt
Organism: Bacillus rossius redtenbacheri
Lineage: Eukaryota; Metazoa; Arthropoda; Insecta; Phasmatodea; Bacillidae
Gene: Coq4
Product: ubiquinone biosynthesis protein COQ4 homolog, mitochondrial
Exons: 7
Coding region: 159-965 (268 amino acids)
Biological process (GO): ubiquinone biosynthetic process
Cellular component (GO): mitochondrial inner membrane; mitochondrion
Source: RefSeq, a predicted model, not a curated record
AUUGCUUUUGUUAAUUGUAUCUAUGGUGUUUCGUUAGAUUGUAAAUAUUUUCUUUUGCUUGCUAAACUUCUGAACUGUUCCUGAAAUUUACUGAGUUUGUCUAGUGCAGGAUACUAAUUUAACUCGAGUAAUUAGAAUGGUCUAAUAUAUUUACAGAGAUGAUAAAGGUUCCCGUGGGGAUGUGGCGGGCCAGGCUGAGCUGGUGUUGCGUUCGCCAUGUGCACGGAGCGAGUCGAGCCCUGCAGCAGCACACCACCGAGCCCAUGCCGUUUGAAGUGGAGUUUGCGGCGUCGCACGUGGCGGUGAGCGGGUUCCAGCGCGCCCUGCUGGCAGCGGGCAGCGCGGCCGUGUCUCUUCUCGACCCCAGCCGCGCAGACGCCAUCGCCAUCCUGGGGGAGACGGCGGGCCACUCCGCCGUGCGGCACAUGCUGCGGCGCAUGGAGAGCCACCCGGAGGGCCGCGAGAUACUCAGCCAACGACCACGCAUCAACUCCAAAACUGUUGAUCUUCCAAAACUUGAGAAAAUGCCAGAUGGCACGCUGGGGAAGACAUACUGGAACUUUUUGUCAUCAAAUAAAGUGACCCCGGACUCGCGUCUGAUGGUGCAGUUUGUUGAUGACGUGAACAUGGGCUAUGUCAUCCAGAGGUACAGAGAAGUGCACGACCUGGUACACACCUUGCUGCAUAUGCCUACAAACAUGCUCGGAGAAGUGACGGUGAAGUGGGUGGAGGCCUUGCAGACUCGACUGCCAAUGUGCAUCGGAGGCGCCCUGUUCGGGGCGAUGCGACUCGCCCCCAAGCAGCGGCGCAGCUACACCAAGCACUACCUGCCGUGGGCCAUCCAGACCGGCAGCACUGCGGAGUUCCUGAUGAACGUGUACUACGAGAAGCGCUGGGAGCAGCCUGUCGAGGACCUGUGCCGAGAGCUCAGGGUCCAGCCUCUCGCUCUGCCCCACACAGUCUAGCCGAGUGCUUUGUCAGUAUGCAUGGUUCAGGGCUACGCAGACACUUUCAUAACCAGUCUGUUGCUGCUCAGAAUUCAGUGCAAACAUAGCCAGGUUUACACUUGUCGAAUUGCCAGCAAGUCAAGAAUAGUUGUUACACCACUUAAUAUCUUAAAUAUGACUGGCUGCGUAUCUGUGUUUCUUUCCGUUUAUGAACAUUAAAGUAAGAGUUGGUGUAAAAGUAACUAAUUUGUGUUUGUGGCAGUUAAACAUUUUGCAGUCUUCACAUGAUUGAAACAUGCUCACAAGCCAUCAGUGUUGACUUUGUCAUCUGGCAGAGAAAUGACGGAAGAUUUUAAUCACGGCUUUCAUUAAUGUUAAAUUAAAGGUGAGCCAGAAUUGUUAUUCUGUAUUUUUCAGACCUGAUGGUAAAAAAAGGUAGACAGUAAACGGGUCUUCUUUGUCAAAACAUUUAUUGAUUAGUAUAAAUUGAUUUUACUUUGAAUAACUCGAGUGUACUUAGACCCAUUCUAAUGGAUUUAUAGAAUAAAAGUAGAGUCAUGCGAGUAUGGACUUUUAAGGUCAAGUCGAGUUCGAGCGAGUAUUCAAGAAAUGUUUCGAGUUCGAGUAGUAAAAUCCAUAAAUAUCCAUUCUUUAUAUAUAACUGUCAUGUUUAAAGACCAGCAAAUAUCAAGGCCCUAUAUAAAUCUCGGGUGUGAGGAUUCUCAUUGCUGCAAAUAUUUUCAUGGUCUUUAAAAAUUUUGUUUCUUUUGAAAAUGCAGAGCAUUAUUAAAAUUUACUUGUUAACAAAAAAAAAUGUAUAAAGGCAUGUUUUAAUCACUGACACCGAGCAAAAUUUUAUUCAAAACCAUAGCAUAAGUGGAAAAGUAUUUGUCAACAUUCUUACCAGUCACCAAGCUGCAGGGUAUAUUAAGGAUUUACACUGUUUCAGGAAAUUUUUGUAGCCAUACAAUAAAUAUCAAUUUUUUUUACAAUAGUUAUACUGUAUAUAUUUUCAUAUACAAGCCUAAUCCUAAACAAAACUCAAUAUUAAAAAAAAAAAAUACAGCAACAUUUUACUAUAGCAGUGAUUAUAAUCAACAUUUUUGUAAGUCUUUCAUGGAGAAACACCAGCUGUUCAAUGUGCUCUGUAGAAAGGUUUUCUUGGCGUGUGGAUACAGUGUUUCCAGCACAUGAAAACAGUCUUUCACUGGCCACUUGUGUGGCAGGUAUAGCCAAAUAAUGCUUUGCUACACCUUUCAAUAAAUGAAAUUGUUGCUGGUUGCUGUGCCACCAUUGACAGACAUUGUCAGUUCGGUCAAUUACUGGUUCAGAAAUAAAGUUUUUAAGCUGAUGUUGUGCUUCAUCAUAAAGUGUCCCUGUAAAAGAAAUAAAAUUUCAAAUAAAA